CUAUCAGAGUGCCCCCUCUCUCCUGAGCCACGCUGUCUUACUCUUCAUGUCUCUCUUGCUCCUCGAUCAGAUCUCCUCCAUGUCAGCCAGUUUUUGUUUUGGACAGUGACAUCUGGUUCUACUGGGAUACAAGAGUUUUGGGACUGCUUCACUUACAGCUCCCCUCCACCUCCUCCUCCUCUUGCUGUUAUCCCAUACAUCACAGCCUAUGACAGCAGAUCAGCCGACAUGGCAUUCUCAUCUCGUUUUUCCUUCUGGGAGCAAAAGAUCAAAGACGAGAACAAGCCAGGCAGCAAAAGUUCAGACAGUGAUGGGCUUUCUAGUCGGGCCAAGUCAGUACCAGCACUAGAUCCUGGCAGAGGGUUAUUCCGGGCAAAAAGUCCUCCAUCAGUUUCACCAGCAGAGUUAGCAGCCCGGGCCAGGAGUCCUUCUCCACCACAAGUCAGGACACCUGUUAAAGUGCCAGAGCGUUUCAAAAGUCCUGAGCCACUGCCAAAGACAGCAGCACAAUUUAGGAGUCCUAAACCUCCACAAGCUCCUUUGAGUCCAAAGCCAAUUCUUAACAGUAAGCAAGAACAAAAUGGGACAGUAGCCAAAAGCAUGGUCAAUGGUACAGCAAAUGGUAAUAUUAACCAUCCGGGCACAAGCACCAACCAGGUGGAAAGUACAGAUGACCAGGGUCUGACACGUAAGAAGGUAGUAAAGGUGGUUCGUUGUGUUGUCAGGAAGGUCCUACCCACAGAAGAGGAAGAGACCACUGUACCAACACAAAACACAGACAAAGCUCCAGAAGCAACCAAACUUUCUGGCGAACCCGUUAAAGGAGUACCAGUGGCAGCCCCGACCUCAGUGUCCAAGGCUCAUGUGAUGUCAGGAUUCUCUUUUAAACAUGAUGUCAUCAAAACAGAGGAAAGUGAUGACAUUUCAAGAGGACUGACAAAUCUUAUGAUUAGAAGCAGGGCAAGGGAGCCCCGUCCACGAAUACGCAAAGAAGAACGACCAGAAAAACUAGAGCUGGAAAAGAAAAAAGACCAGAAAGAGAAUAAUUUUGAGCCAGAGGAGACAAAAGAGGAACAGAAAGAGGAUAAAACCACCCCAAAAUCACAGGACAUUAAUCACAAACCUGCAAGCUGUGUUCCAGUUAUAAAGGAAGUCCUCUAUCCUGUGGUUGCUGUAAACACAAUGAACAUAGCUUCUGUGGGCUCAGCACCAACUUCUUCCAAACCAACUCAUUCCAGACCUUUAUCUCUCCCACCAGUUGUGGGCUCUAUCCCACCUCUCAAACCCACACCAUUGGCUCCACCUUCUGGCUUCAUACCUGAACUCAAUACAACUGCCACUGCGAAACCCACCACAGCAACCCCCGCUUCUACCAGCCCAGCAACCCCCAAAUCUUCCUCCCUCUCUUCUCCAUCACAUUUAAUCCCAGCCCCUAAAUCCUCUCCAACUGCAAAUCCUGUGAACCCUGAUCGUCCACGUCUCAAUCCUGGUCCACUGUCUCCCCCUUCCGCAGUCAGUCCCAUUCAACAACCUGCUAUCAGUCAACAAGAGGAGGCAUCGCUCAGUCCCACUGAGGAGGCUCAGCGACGCCUGAUGAGGAUCUUCAGUGCCCCUCUGGAGCCGGCAGUUAGUGUUUCAUCUUCUGUCCAAGCCUCCGUCCCUGCAGCCCUUCAGCCCCAGGGCUCACUUCAGGGAUCCGUGGAAGAGGAUCCUUUUACGCUCCUCCAAGCUUCUCAUGCUGCAGCUAAGCAAUCACAGGUGAAGACAGAAGAGCAGAUUGCAGCAGAGCAGGCCUGGUAUGGAUCAGAGAAAGUCUGGCUUGUCCACAAAGACGGCUUCUCCCUGGCCACCGUGGUGAAGACAGAGGCUGGCUCCUUGCCAGAGGGCAAGUUGAAGAUCAAGCUGGAGCAUGAUGGGACAGUAUUGGAUGUGGACGAAGACGAUGUUGAAAAGGCCAACCCUCCAUCAUAUGACCGAUCAGAAGACCUGGCUUCACUGCUCUAUCUGAAUGAAUCCAGUGUGAUGCACUGCCUGCGGCAGCGCUAUGGUGGCAACCUCAUCCACUCCUAUGCUGGACCCAACAUGGUGGUCAUCAACCCCCUUAGCACGCCCUCCAUGUACUCUGAGAAAGUGAUGCACAUGUUCAAAGGUUGUCGGCGUGAGGACACUGCCCCUCAUAUCUACUCUGUUGCCCAGUCAGCUUACCGCAAUCUGCUGACCACUCGACAGGAUCAGUCAGUGGUGCUGCUGGGCAAGUCUGGCAGCGGCAAAACCACGAACUGCCAGCACCUGGUCCAGUACUUGGUCUCCAUUGCGGGCAGCACGGGCAAAAUCUUCUCUGCUGAGAAAUGGCAGGCAGUCUACACCAUCCUGGAGGCUUUUGGCAACAGCUCCACUGCUAUGAACACCAACGCUAGCCGCUUCUCCCAUGUAGUGUCCCUGGACUUUGACCAGGCUGGGCAGGUGGCGUCUGCUUCCAUACAGACCAUGCUGCUGGAGAAACUGAGAGUGAGCAGGCGACCUGAGGCGGAGUCCACCUUCAAUAUCUUUUACUACAUGAUGGCUGGAGCUGACAGCAGCCUGAGAACUGAGCUGCACCUUAACCACAUAGCUGAGAACAGUGCUUUUGGAAUCCUCCCUCAGUCUAAGCCUGAAGACAAGCAGCGAGCCUUGCAGCAGUUCACUAAGCUGCAGGCCGCCAUGAAGGUGUUGGGCAUCUCUGGUGAAGAGCAGAAGGCACUUUGGCUCAUCUUGGGGGCCAUUUACCAUUUGGGAGCUGCAGGGGCCACUAAAGCUGGACGUCGGCAGUUUGCCCGUCAUGAAUGGGCCCAGAAGGCAGCCUAUCUUUUGGGCUGCACCUUGGAGGAGCUGUCCUCUUCGAUCUUUAAGCAUCAGGCCAAAGGCCUGAAGCGCUCUACCUCAUUUAGAGGAGGACCAGAUGAGGCGGGCCAGGGUGAAAGCUCAGGCUCUAAGGUCACAGCUCUGGAGUGUUUGGAGGCCAUGGCAUCGGGACUCUACUCUGAGCUCUUCACUCUUGUCAUCUCCCUAAUCAACAGGGCUCUGAAGUCCAGUCAGAACUCUUUGUGUUCCCUGCUGAUUGUGGACACUCCAGGUUUCCAGAAUCCUCGGCUGGCUCAGCAACAGCGGGGAGCCACAUUUGAAGAGCUCUGCCACAACUACACCCAGGAGAGACUGCAGACACUGUUCCAUCAACGUACCUUUGUCCAGGAGCUGGAGAGAUACAAGGAGGAAAACAUAGAGCUUGCUUUAGAUGACAUAGAGUCCAGUACCUCACUGUCCGUAGCAGCUAUUGAUCAAGCCUCAACCCAAGCACUGGUUCGUACUCUGGCCAGGACGGAUGAGGCUCGAGGUCUUCUGUGGCUGAUGGAAGAGGAGGCUGUUCAACCUGGAGGUUCAGAGGAAACCAUGCUGGAGAGACUCUUCAGCUACUAUGGCUCUGCACAGGGAGAAAACAAAGGAACUGGUCUGCUGCUCCGAGGAGAGAAGCCCCACCUCUUUCUUCUGGGCCACAGCCAUGGGACAGACUGGGUGGAAUACAACACUCAGGGCUGGCUGAGCCACGCCAAGCACAACCCUGCUGCCCAGAAUGCUGCCACACUGCUGCAGGACUCCCAAAAGAAGAACAUCAGUGGGCUGUUUAUGGGCCGGGCCAGUGGGGCCACAGUGUUGUCGGGUUCCAUCGCCGGUCUGGAGGGCAGCUCCCAGCUCGCCCUGCGACGAGCCACCAGCAUGAGGAAGACCUUCACCACAGGCAUGGCUGCUGUUAAGAAGAAGAGUUUAUGCAUCCAGGUCAAGCUCCAAGUGGAUGCUCUGAUUGACAUGGUGCGUCGUUCAAAGGUUCACUUUGUCCACUGCCUGCUGCCCAAAGCUGAGGCGGUGGGAGGAGGUGAUCUCCGUGUGACGCAUGGAGAGAGCCCAGACUCAGGCCUUAUGACUUUGGACGUGGGCCUUCUCAGAGCUCAGCUCCGGGGAUCCAAGCUGCUGGAUGCUCUGCGCAUCCAUAGGCAAGGAUACCCAGACCACAUGGUGUUCUCUGAGUUCCGCAGGCGCUUUGAUGUCCUGGCACCUCAUCUGACCAAGAAGCAUGGCCGCCACUAUCUUGUCACAGAUGAGAAGAGGGCAGUGGAGGAGUUACUGGAGUCCUUGGAGCUGGAGAAGAGCACCUACCACAUGGGGCUGAGCAGGGUGUUCUUUAGAGCAGGAACUCUGUCCAGGCUGGAGGAACAGCGAGAUCUCCAGACUCGGAGGAAUAUCUCUCUGUUUCAGGCUGCCUGCAGGGGAUACCUGUCCAGACAAGCCUUCAAGAAGAGGAAGAUCCAGGAUCUGGCCAUCCGCUGCAUCCAGAAAAACAUAAAGAAGAAUCGUGGUGUCAAAGAUUGGCCAUGGUGGAAGCUCUUCACCACCGUCAGACCUUUGAUAGAGGUGCAGCUCACUGAGGAACAGAUCCGGGGCAAGGAUGAAGAGAUCCAGCAGCUCAAACAGAAGCUGGAGAAAAUAGAGAAAGAGAGGAACGAGCUGAGACUGAACAGUGACCGUCUUGAGAGCCGGAUCACAGAGCUGUCAUCAGAGCUGGCUGAUGAGCGGAACACUGGAGAAUCAGCCUCUCAGCUGCUGGAGACAGAAACUUCUGAGAGACUCCGACUGGAGAAGGACAUGAAAGAUCUGCAGACCAAGUUUGACAGCAUGAAGAAACAGAUGGAGUCCAUGGAGAUGGAGGUGAUGGAGGCACGACUCAUCAGGGCUUCUGAACUCAAUGGAGAGAUGGAAGAUGACGACACAGGAGGAGAGUGGAGACUGAAGUAUGAACGAGCCAUCAGGGAGAUUGAGUUCACCAAGAAAAGGCUGCAGCAGGAGUUUGAUGACAAGCUGGAGGUGGAGCAGCAGAACAAGCGGCAGCUGGAGAGGAGGAUAAGCGACCUGCAGGCUGAUUAUGAAGAAUCCCAACGAAACAUCCAGCAGCUGAAGAAGAAAACCCAGCGGUUGACAGCUGAACUGCAGGACACUAAACUUCACUUGGAGGGCCAACAAAGUCGUAACCACGACCUGGAAAAGAAGCAGAGAAAAUUUGACAGUGAGCUCAGUGCAGCCCAGGAGGAGGUGCAGAGGGAGAAGAGCCUGAGGGAGAAACUGGCCCGAGAGAAAGACAUGCUGACUGGAGAGACCUUCAGCCUCCGACAGCAGCUGGAGGACAAGGACCUGGAGGUGUGUGCAGUCAACCUGAAGGUGGACCAGCUGGAGGCCGAGCUGCUGGACCUUAACUCCCAGGAAUCCAAGGAUGAGGCAUCGCUAGCCAAGGUAAGGAAGCAGCUUCGUGACAUGGAGGCCAAGUUGAAGGACCAGGAGGAGGAGCUGGAUGAGCAGGCUGGCACCAUCCAGAUGUUGGAGCAGGCCAAGCUGCGUCUAGAGAUGGAGAUGGAGCGUUUGCGUCAAACCCAUUCCAAGGAGAUCGAGAGCAAAGAUGAUGAGGUGGAGGAGAUCAGGCAGUCCUGCAAUAAGAAGCUGAAGCAGAUGGAAGUCCAGCUCGAAGAAGAGUAUGAUGAGAAGCAGAAGGUGCUGAAAGAGAAGAGAGAGCUGGAGUCAAAGCUUUUGUCAGCACAGGACAAGGUGAGAGGUGGUGACAUUGAGACAGAGAAACGCUUGAGGAAGGACCUGAAAAGAACUAAGGCUCUGCUGGCUGAUGCCCAGAUUAUGUUGGACCACAUAAAGAACAAUGCACCCAGCAAGAGAGAGAUCGCCCAGCUCAAGAACCAGCUGGAGGAGUCUGAAUUCACCUGCGCAGCUGCAGUUAAGGCUCGCAAGUCCAUGGAAGUAGAGAUUGAAGACCUGCAUGUUCAGAUGGAGGACAUCUCCAAAACAAAACAAGCGUUGGAGGAGCAGCUGAGUCGUCUCCAGAGAGAGAAGAAUGACCUACAGUCCAGGAUGGAGGAGGACCAGGAGGACCUUAAUGAGCUGAUGAAGAAACACAAAGCCGCUGUGGCACAGUCAGCCCAGAACCUCGCUCAGAUCACUGACCUACAAGCCCAGUUGGAGGAGGCUCUCAAGGGGAAGCAGGAGAUUCUGGAGAAGAUGCAAGCCCUCCAGAGCCAGCUGGAGUUCCAGGAGCAGUCCAUGGUGGAGAAAUCUCUUGUCAGCCGGCAGGAGGCCAAGAACCGCGAACUAGAGACCAAAUUGGAGUUUGAGAAGACUCAGGUCAAACGCCUGGAGAGCCUCGUAGCUCGUCUUAAGGAAAACCUGGAGAAGCUGACAGAGGAACGAGACCAGCGCAGCAGCAGCGAGAAUCGAGAGAAAGAACAGAACAAACGUCUGCAGAGACAGAUCCGUGACAUCAAAGAGGAGAUGGGUGAACUGGCCAAAAAAGAAGCCGAGGCCAGCCGCAAAAAACAUGAACUGGAAAUGGACAUUGAGAGCCUAGAGGCUGCUAAUCAGAGCCUGCAGGCAGACCUCAAACUGGCCUUCAAAAGAAUCGGUGACCUCCAGGCUGCCAUCGAGGAUGAGAUGGAGAGUGACGACAAUGAAGACCUUAUCAACAGUUUGCAAGACAUGGUGACAAAGUAUCAGAAAAGAAAGAAUAGAAUUCAGGGGGAUUCAGAAUCAGACUCUGAGAUGGAGGAUCGUGUGGAUGGGGUAAAGUCUUGGUUGUCCAAGAGCAAAGGUUCAACCAAAAAUCUCUCUGAUGACGGCAGUCUCAAGAGCUCCAGAUAUGCUGUAAAUGUUGAUGCAAAGGAAGGGAAAGAAUGGAAAGAGGGUAAGCAAUGGAAAGAGAUGAAUAAAGAGGGCAAAGAGGUAGAAACAAACAGGCCAGUGUCAGUGAUGAGCUCUCUAAGCUACAGAAAACGAUCCAACCCUGAUUCUAUUGCUGGCAAAGGAGAUGCCCUCUUCAGUGCUCUCAGGGAAAAUGCAGAUUCAGAGGACGCUCUGUCCUUCCAUAAGCCCAAGUCCAAAACCUCAGAUGUUCAGGAUGACACCUACAUAGUCAGCUCUAGAAGGAAGUCCCAGGCUGUGGAUGACAUGAACAUCAGAGACUCCGUCAUUUCCCAAGCCUAUUCAGAGGCCAUCAGCCAAGCCAGGAAAGGCAUGGACAGCCGCUGGGGUGACUUUGACAAAGAAUCAACCUUUUCAUUCACUGCACCGAGUCGGGCCUCCACACAUCUUGAGUUAAGCCCAGAACAUGAUUCCAAGUCUACUAUCAGCUUAGGCUCUUCAAGCCCACUUGGACGGCAUCGAAGUGCCUCAUACGUAAAUGAAGGCAGAGUCGGGCGAUCAGUGUAUGGCAGCAAUCCCAGCAGCCCUUGCUUUAGUAGAUGGUCUGGGGGUCGCAGUCCUGGAAGUGUUAGCCAAUCUGAUUCUCAUAUGUCACUGGCACGCAGCUGCCGUCUUAGUGAGUUUGACGUUGAUGUUGAUGAUAGUCGAAGUGUAGCCUUCACUGAGAGGUCGGCGUUUAGUCCUCACUCAUCGACUGGCCGCAGUAUCUCCAUGCCACCUCCACAAGCCAGAUCCACUUUUGAUAAUGACCCACUUGAUAGCUCGGACAUCAAACCAGUCAGUCAUCGCAACUACCUUGAUCCUGACCUGGAGAAAGCUAUCAAUGAAGUGCUGAGUUUUAAACCAAUCAAAUUCAAACGCAGGAGCUUGGAAGAUUCUGAGGGUGAAGAAGAAAAAUCCAGGAAUAAUGUAGAUGACAGCAAAGAUGUUCAUGACAGAGAGAGUGCUCGGCCUACAAGCAGUCUGAGACGUUCUGCAUCUGCUGUGGACUGUAUGAGACCAUCACGCAGUGCCAGCAGCUGCAGCAGUCGCCAUCGCAGCAAGAACAAAGGCAAGAGCAAGAGAAGUAAGAGAAGCUCUGAGUCUGACAGCUCAGGAGACAGGACUCGUCGUCACAGGAGCAACUCCAAGAAGAGGUCCAAAAAGUCCAAGAAAAAGUCCAAAAAGAAGGAUGAAUUUUCGUCUUCUUCCUCAUCUGCUUCACCUUCAGAUUCUGAGUCAGACUCUCCGUCAGACUCAAGCUCAGGUGCCUCCACUAUUUCCUAUCGAAGUUCCAGCAGUGUGAAAAGAGCCCCAGGUCGAAAGGUGUCCAGCCCAGAAGGGGAGGGAGAAGCUGCACCACAGAGUGAGAGCCAACCCCUUAACAAAAAGGAUGAGAAAAAGAGGAAGAAGAAAGUGGACAGCCUGAUGAUGAAGUACUUGUACCGGCCAGACAGUGACUGAUGCAGGGACCCCCCUAGCCAAAGACGCUACUGCUUUGAUAGAUCUGAUGAAGAGAAGGAGGAAGAAGAACAAGAGGAGGGCCGGGCGACUGAGGGCUCUUACUACUCCCGAUACAGAUACAGCAGCCACAUGAAAGAUGAUGACGUUGAG
Amphiprion ocellaris (clown anemonefish) is the source of this 8376-nucleotide messenger RNA. It is a transcript of the gene myo18ab, whose product is annotated as myosin XVIIIA b. Gene Ontology annotation, molecular function: cytoskeletal motor activity; protein binding; ATP binding. Lineage: Eukaryota; Metazoa; Chordata; Actinopteri; Pomacentridae. Gene Ontology annotation, cellular component: myosin complex. Bases 229 to 8226 code for a protein of 2665 amino acids. The transcript is spliced from 48 exons. The record is from RefSeq and is a predicted model, not a curated record.